This is a messenger RNA of Musca vetustissima, 1995 nucleotides long. RefSeq names its product sodium-dependent nutrient amino acid transporter 1-like. Lineage: Eukaryota; Metazoa; Arthropoda; Insecta; Diptera; Muscidae. Gene Ontology annotation, molecular function: L-amino acid transmembrane transporter activity. Gene Ontology annotation, biological process: sodium ion transmembrane transport. The record is from RefSeq and is a predicted model, not a curated record. The transcript has 9 exons. The coding region runs from base 1 to 1995 and encodes 664 amino acids. Gene Ontology annotation, cellular component: membrane.
AUGGCUGCCAGCACUAACGAUGGGCACAGUGCCUUUGUAAAUUUGGCAUAUGUACCGUCACGUCAUGCAUCGACCACAUCGAUUCCUGGUGAAUAUCGUAAAUCAUUGGAUGGUGACGAGGAACGUGCCGGAUCGGUUAGAAGUACAAUAAAAAUUGAAACGAAACCGGAAAUCGGAGGUGGUGGCGAUCUUAAUGGCAAUCAUCUUCCAACACAAAAUGACGGAGCAGAGCUUACCAAAACACCUCAAAGAGCUAAUUGGGGUAAUGACAUUGAAUUUCUAAUGUCCUGUAUAGCUUUAUCUGUGGGCCUUGGCAAUGUUUGGCGAUUUCCGUUUACGGCUCUGGACAAUGGUGGUGGAGCUUUUGUGAUACCUUAUAUUAUAGUAUUAUUUUUAGUCGGCAAGCCGGUGUAUUAUAUGGAAAUGUUGCUGGGCCAAUUUUCCAGCCGAGGGUGUGUAAAGGUCUUUGAUUUUGCACCUAUUAUGAGAGGUGUGGGCUAUGGUCAGGUCUUUGGUACUGGCAUUGUUACGACUUAUUAUGCUACCCUCAUGGCUAUAACAUUACGUUAUUUUAUUGAUUCCUUUUAUCCCAUUCUGCCCUGGAGUCAUUGUCGCGAAGAAUGGGGUGAUGGCUGUUUUGAUUCGAAACCACCAUCGGAGAAUUCAAUGGGGAACAUGACAAUGUUAGAUGAGGCUAAAAAAUCGUCAGCGGAAUUUUAUUUUAUAAAUGUAAUAUUACGCGAAAAGAGUACAAUAGAUGAUGGCAUUGGCUAUCCAAGUUGGAGUCUGUCUCUAACCUUGGCAGUUUCUUGGCUGGUAAUAGCUUUAAUUACAAUUAAAGGUGUCAAAAGUUCCGGUAAGGCUUCAUACUUUCUUGCCUUAUUCCCAUAUUGUAUUAUGGCUAUAUUGCUGGUGAGGUCACUCACACUGCCCGGAGCGUUUAAUGGAGUAUUAUAUUUUUUGAAACCUCAAUGGGAUAAAUUAUUGGAUCCUAAAGUAUGGUAUGCUGCCGUUACCCAAGUGUUCUUCUCAUUGGCCAUUUGUUUUGGCAAUAUCAUUAUGUAUGCAUCAUUCAAUCGUUUCGGACAUAAUAUAAAGAGAGACUGCAACAUCAUCACUACCCUAGAUACCUUCACAUCAAUGCUCUCUGGUAUUAUAAUUUUCGGAAUAUUGGGAAAUUUGGCCCAUGAAUCUGGCACAACGGAUAUUAAAAGUGUGGUGCAAGGUGGCCCAGGAUUGGCUUUCAUUUCAUAUCCCGAUGCAAUAGCAAAGUUUAAAUUUGUUCCUCAGAUUUUUUCAGUAUUAUUUUUCUUGAUGUUAUUUGUUUUGGGCAUUGGCAGUAAUGUCGGCAUGGCUUCGUGUAUUAUGACUGUGAUCAAGGAUCGUUUUACGAAUACCAAGAAUUGGAUAAUUGUCGUGGGCAUAUCGAUUGCUUUGUAUGCUUGUGGUUUGUUAUAUAUAACUCCCGGGGGACAAUAUAUCCUAACUCUGUUGGAUUUUCAUGGAGCCUCUUUGGUGGCCUUGGUAUUGGCCAUAUUUGAAUUAAUAGCUGUGGGAUGGAUUUAUGGUGUCAAACGUCUUUGCAAAGAUAUCUAUUUUAUGUUGGGCAUUAAAACCUCCUGGUAUUAUCGCAUAUGUUGGAGCAUUAUAACGCCCGCCGUAAUGACGGCCAUUUUAAUUUAUAUGCUGGUGGAUUACAAACCUGUGGAAUACAAUGGUUAUACUUUUCAAACUGGAGUUUACAUUUUCGGUUGGUGUCUAUCCGCCUUUGGCAUUGGCCAAUUAAUUGUGUGGGCCAUUUAUGGUGUUCAUCGACGAACUGGUGCUACCUUAUGGGAACGUAUCUCGAACUCAUUUAAACCAAAAUUAGAUUGGGGUCCUUUGGAUCCAUUCGCGCUGAAAAACUACAAAAAAUAUUUAGAUGACAUGAAGGCCGAUGAAAUGUUCAGACCAAAUGGUUUUUGGUAUAGAAUUUAUGAUAAUAUUUUUGGUUAA